Messenger RNA from Ictalurus furcatus (blue catfish), 1751 nucleotides. RefSeq names its product 2'-deoxynucleoside 5'-phosphate N-hydrolase 1-like. The record is from RefSeq and is a predicted model, not a curated record. Gene Ontology annotation, molecular function: 5-hydroxymethyl-dUMP N-hydrolase activity. The transcript is spliced from 4 exons. Gene Ontology annotation, cellular component: nucleus. Bases 177 to 755 code for a protein of 192 amino acids. NCBI's taxonomy places the organism in Eukaryota, Metazoa, Chordata, Actinopteri, Siluriformes, Ictaluridae. Gene Ontology annotation, biological process: deoxyribonucleoside monophosphate catabolic process.
UACGUAGACAUGACGCCUAUUCGUUACGCCGACCGAAAAAAAAAUUAAUAAUGAACGCUCCGAUCAGAGAUUUUAAUAAUCACCAUGCAGUUUGAUAUAUCGAUAUUACUGUUUACACAUAUUUUGUAAUGAAAGGAUUCCAGCAAACAGCUGUUUAUACUUUGUAACGUGGCGCGAUGGCGUUAAUUGCCACCAGGGGGCGCUCAUCAACAAACCUGAAAGGCGGAGACUUGUGUGGGAAGAGCUGCAUCUGUACAGAAAGCGCUACAUUUUCGUUAAAAGUCGAUCAUUUGCUGCCCUUUUUGUUAAAACUCCACGCGAUGAAUAUAUAUUUUUGUGGCAGUACCAGGGGAGGAAGGCAGGAUGUGAAGAUUUAUCAAAAAAUUGUAAAGAAAUUGCAGACCUAUGGACAAGUAUUGAGCCACGAUGAUGUAUCUGAGAAAGGUGAGGAUGCUCUACCGGGAGGAGACGAGGCGAUUUAUGACCGUGAUAUGGAGUGGCUGGCUCAGUCUGAUGUCGUAGUUGCUGAAGUAACCCAACCAUCCUUUGGUGUGGGUUAUGAAAUUGGUCAAGCCAUGGCCAUGAAAAAGAAGAUUCUCUGCCUUUUCCGGCCCUCAUCAGGGAAAGUGCUGUCUGCCAUGAUACAGCGCGCUGAGGGCAAGUUGGGCAGCUCUCUCUUCCAGGUACGGGAUUAUGUGGAAGAGGAAGUUGAAGGCAUCCUGGAGAAUUAUUUUGGUGAACUCACCAAGAACUAAUGUGCAUUAAAAAUACACUAUAUGGUGAAAUAUAUGUGAACACCUGACCAAUCACAAGUAGAUGUUCUUGUUGAACAUCUCUUUCCAAAACCAUGGCCAUUAAUAUGGAGCUGGUCCUCCCUUUGCUUCUAUAACAGUGUCCACUCUUCUGGGAAGGCUUUCCACUAGAUCUUGGAACGUGGCUCUUAGGAUUUGUCCAUUUAGCUACGAGAUCAUUAGUGAGUUCGGGCACUGAUGUUGUACAAGUAGGCCUGGUAGACCAUUGGCAUUCCAAUUCAUCCCAGGCCAGGGCUCUGUGCAGGCCACUCGAGUUCUUCCACACUUUAUGCACAGGCACACUGUCAUGCUGGGACAGGUUUGGCCCCGUUAGUUCGAGUGAAGGGGAAUGGUAAUGCUAAUGCAUACAGCAUAAAAAGACAUCCUGUAUAACUGUGUACUCUCAACUUUGUGGCAAUAGUUUGGGGACGAACCACAUAUGGGUUUGAUGAUCAGGUGUCCACAUACUUUUGGCCAUAUAGUGCAGAUCAUUCAUAAUGUAAUGAGUAAUUUCAUUAUCCAGCUCUGGAUAGAACACUUUUUGUAAGUAGUGAUUUUCAGUUUAACAGAGACACUUAAUUUUUAUAUAAAUUACUGACACAUGAUGUACAUGUAUUUGUUUUUUAAAUAUGUGUCUCUCAAAUUUAAAUAUUUAAAACAAGAUUCCACAAGCAUAAAAACAUUGUGAUAUUUUCUAUCAUAUUAAAGUGUUACUGUUUAUUCUUUUUCCACAUUCUUGCAUCUAAUUUUUGUUCUUAUCUCACAGCAUCUGAUGUUACUUAUAAGACACAGUUUACAGACUCACAUUUGGUUGCUGAAUUUCUAUGGCAGUGCUUAGUCUGCUAAAUUCAAUGAAUGCAAAAGUGUCUGAGUUUGAAACCAACCAUGUGUCAGUGGAUUGUAAUAUUUGGUAAAUGGCACACUUAUAUAGUGCUUUUAUCCAAAGCGCUUUACACUGUG